Molecule: messenger RNA, 246 nt
Organism: Symbiodinium necroappetens
Lineage: Eukaryota; Dinophyceae; Suessiales; Symbiodiniaceae
Source: the annotation of a GenBank genome assembly
AUGGGUUGUACCACAAGCACCGUCGUGGAAAGCGCCCAGAUGGGAGUCUUUCAAGAUGAAUCUGGAGUCAUCACUCCUGAAGUGCGCUUCAAGGAGCGGAGUCACAGCUUUCACUCUAUGGAUGACCGGACCAAUCCCUACACAGCUGCCCAUGCAAGUGCACCAAUCAAUUUCACCCACAAACACUGGGUGAAGCAGCUGGAGAGCGCGAUGAAGGAGAUCGAGGACCAGCCCAAAGCACUCCGG